CCACCGACUGAAGCCCUGUUCAGUCGCCCCGAAUUGGCUUCACUCCGGAUUCAUCAAUGAGACUGGAAUGCACACGGCAGCUCAUCAGUGCAGUCGUGUUGGGAAAGGUCACGACGAACGCUUUGGAGCUGCAAGCGUUCCGCCAAGGUUUCAACUUGGAGCUCGCUACCAACGAUGCUUUAGGCGGUGAUUUGCGACAAUUGACUGAGCUAUUCUCAAGACCCGUUGCUGUAUCUGGCGACCGGACCGUUGCUCUGGACCCAGUUGUCAUCAUCAGAACCUUGUACAACCGCACUGUGGAUCAACCCCAGGAUGUCGCACGCAUCAUCUCUUUCGAGUUCACUCUAGGUGGGCUGCCGAAUUCGGAGCGCACCCUUUACGAGCGCAUCUUCAAAUUUCGCCUACUUCGCUGGCUACAUGGACAUGGUCACCCCGAUCACCACCUCGUUCGUGAUACCCUGCUAAUGGACCAUGAAUACGGUGAUCCAACUACCCUUCGUGCGCGACUGCUCCUCCAAGCCGUCACAGAGUGUCAAGAUCUCCCUGUGGAUCCCGGCUGGCGUAUUGAGUUCCGAUUCAAACACGCGCACGUCCGCGACAGCAGGGAGCCUGUCCUUGACCUACACACUUGUGCUGGGUACUGCGUCAUCGAGAUCAAUUCAUGGCUGCGCAACGCACUUCUCGAGGAGUCCGAGUUUGGCGACCCCUCUGCUGUCACGCUCUUCGACUGCUGGCUUCAUGAGCAAGUCCUUCAUAAUCAGAGAGACCAUUCUACUGUUUGAUUGGUACUUCACCCUCUUGCCUUUCUUACCGUCAUUUUUGUCAUUUUUGUUCUGUUCAAAUCUGUUCUGAUCUUUUCUAAUGUUCGUUCUAAUGGGUGUUCUAUCCGUUCUAAUGUUCGUUCUAA
Messenger RNA from Fomitopsis serialis, 907 nucleotides. RefSeq lists its product as uncharacterized. The transcript has 3 exons. Lineage: Eukaryota; Fungi; Basidiomycota; Agaricomycetes; Polyporales; Fomitopsidaceae. Bases 57 to 782 code for a protein of 241 amino acids. The record is from RefSeq and is a predicted model, not a curated record.